GACCCCGCAUUCACUAUAUCUGGUCUCCCCGGACCCCGCAUUCACUAUAUCUGGUCUCCCCGGACCCCGCAUUCACUAUAUCUGGUCUCCCCGGACCCCGUAUUCACUAUAUCUGGUCUCCAGGACCCCGCAUUCACUAUAUCUGGUCUCCCCGGACCCUGCAUUCACUAUAUCCGGUCUCCCCGGACCCUGCAUUCACUAUAUCUGGUCUCCCAGGACCCUGCAUUCACUAUAUCUGGUCUCCCCGGACCCUGCAUUCACUAUAUCUGGUCUCCCUGGACUCCGCAUUCACUAUAUCUGGUCUCCCCAGACCCUGCAUUCACUAUAUCUGGUCUCCCCGGACCCUGCAUUCACUAUAUCUGGUCUCACACAGACCCUGCAUUCACUACAGUU
Staurois parvus is the source of this 393-nucleotide messenger RNA. NCBI's taxonomy places the organism in Eukaryota, Metazoa, Chordata, Amphibia, Anura, Ranidae. The record is from the annotation of a GenBank genome assembly.